AUGCCACCAUCAUCUCGUCUAAUUAAUCCCUUUAUGGAUAAGCACGAGGUUCCAGUAAUUCGAUCACCGGAAAGGAGCAAUCCACCUCCUUCUUGGAGAUAUAACAAUCACAAUAAUAAUAUUAAUAAUAUUAGGGCCACUCCACCAAGACCAAGUGAUUUUGAUGAACAAGAUGAGGAUGCUGAUGAUUAUGAUGCGUAUAGUGAAGAAAAUAGUGAAGCAUCAUCAAUUAUAUAUUCCCAAAUCCAACAUCAACAACAAUCACCAUCUAAGGCCGCUUUAAGGUAUUCUCCCCAAAGAAAACAACAAUAUCAACGUUACGGUACACAAUCACCUUUUAUACCAAGGCAUCAAGCAACACAAAUGGAAAGCCCAAAACGUAAUGAGAGGGUGGUUAUUGAAAUCGAUUCGGAAAAUGAUGACGAAGAACGUAUGGCUCAUAAUAACGACAAUACCAUUAAUAGACUAAAUAACAAUAAGCAUAGUGCUGAGGCUAACGGUGUUUAUGAAUCUGAUUUUUAUGAUUUAUAUUCCAAUAACAAUAAUACCAAGAAUUCUCCAAACAAAACCAACAACCUACGCUUUUCUGAGAAUUAUACUAAUACUGGAAUAGGGCCACGUCCUGAUUUUGAUGAUGAUGAGAAUGAACAAGGCAGAGAUGACGAUGAAGAAAGUGAUUUUAAUAACAAGAGCGUGCCUGUAAAUGAACUAGAUGUUGAUAUUUCCAAUGUUGGUGGUCAUGGUACCAACUACGACAACGAAAAAAAGGAAAGCAUGGAUAGAUUAAGGACUGUUUCCACAAAAUCCUCGUUUACAACAUAUGCUAAAUCUCUGGAGGAUGACGACGGCUCGACCAUUUUCAGCGGUGACACCUUUGACAACACACGAUUUCCUGCCCAACAUCCUCAGCUGAAAUAUGUCAGAAGGGGCAAUUCAACGGUACGUCCAAAACCACCCAAGAAAAAGGCCACCAAGAUUUUAACUUUGGAUAAUCCAAUUCCAAAAGGUAUUUUGGAGGUGUUACCCAGGAGGAAUUCACCUGAGUUUACGGAGAUGCGGUAUACUGCAUGUACUGCUGAUCCGAAUGAUUGUGUAGAGGAAGGGUACAGUCUAAGAUUUGCUGAUAUGAACAGGGAAUGCCAAAUAGCUGUUUGCAUUACGAUGUAUAAUGAAGAUAAGUAUUGUUUGGCGAGAACUUUACAUUCAAUCAUGAGAAACGUUAGUUAUUUAUGUAAAAGGGAAAAAUCCAAAGUUUGGGGUCCAAAUGGCUGGAAAAAAGUUCAAGUGAUUAUCAUUAGUGACGGUAGAGCUAAGAUUAAUAAGGGGUCAUUGGACUACUUAACUUCCUUGGGGAUUUAUCAAGAGGAUAUGGCAAAGAGUACAGUUAAUGGACAAGCAGUCAAAGCACAUAUUUUUGAAUUGACGUCUCAAAUUUCUAUUGAUGAUGAGUUAAACUAUAUCAGCAAAGAUCUAGUUCCAGUCCAAAUUGUGUUUUGUUUGAAAGAGGAAAACCAGAAAAAAAUUAAUUCACAUCGUUGGUUGUUUAACGCAUUUUGUCCAAUAUUGGACUCUACCGUCGUUGCUCUGGUUGAUGUUGGUACUAGGCUGAAUGACUCUGCUUUAUACCACAUGUGGAAAGCGUUUGAUAUGGAUUCUAAUGUUGCCGGUGUUGCUGGUCAAAUCAAAACAAUGAAGGGUAAAUAUGGCUUGAAGUUGUUAAACCCACUAGUUGCCUCCCAAAAUUUUGAGUACAAAAUGUCAAAUAUAUUGGACAAACCACUGGAAUCUGUUUUCGGUUACAUUUCAGUUUUGCCUGGGGCUCUUUCUGCUUACCGAUACAGAGCCUUGAAAAACCAUCCGGAUGGCACCGGUCCCUUACAUUCUUAUUUCCUGGGUGAAAACCAAGAAAAUGCGAAUCGUGAUGUUUUCACCGCAAAUAUGUAUCUAGCAGAAGAUAGAAUUUUGUGUUGGGAGUUAGUUGCCAAGAGAGAUGCCAAAUGGAUCUUAAAAUAUGUCAAAGAGGCCACCGGCGAGACUGAUGUCCCCGAAGAGCCACCUGAAUUUAUUUCGCAAAGAAGGAGAUGGUUGAAUGGUGCAAUGUUUGCUGCUUUAUAUGCCCAAUUACAUUUUUAUCAAAUUUGGAAAACCAAGCAUUCAUUUAUUAGAAAGUUUUUUUUCCACCUUGAAUUUUUUUAUCAAUUGGUCCAAUUUUUAUUUUCAUGGUUUUCCAUUGCUAAUUUCUUUUUGACGUUUUACUAUUUAGCUGGUUCGAUGAAUGUCAUCAUUAAGCAUGGUAUAGUUCUUUUCACAUUUUUCAAGUAUCUGUUGAUUUGUACUAUUUGUGCUUUGUUCAUUAUAUCUAUGGGUAAUAGACCACAAGGUGCCAAUCACUUAUUUAUAAGCUCCAUGGUAAUCUUAAGUAUAUGUUCUACAUAUGCUUUGAUUACCGGUUUGGUUUUCUCUUUUAAAACGUUGAAAGCCACUGAUACUUCGUAUCACGUUUUCUUGGAUGUUGUUGUAUCAUUAUUGUCUACCUAUGGAUUAUACGCCUUUACUUCGAUUAUGUAUUUAGAUCCAUGGCAUAUCAUUACUUCGAUUGUGCAAUACUUGUUAAUGUUACCAACUUUUGUUUGCACUUUACAAAUUUUUGCCUUUUGUAAUACACAUGAUGUUUCCUGGGGUACCAAAGGCUCUACCAAGGAACAAAAACCUAAAAGUGAGGCCGUUGUUAAAGAGGGGCCAGAUGGACAAACUGUUAUUACGGGUACUGAGUGGCCACAAGACAUUGAUAAAAAAUAUAUUGAAAUUAGAAACAGAUUGAAGGAAAAUGAGGUUGUUAAAAAGAAAACUGACCCGGUGGAGAAAAAUAACGAUUAUUAUAGAGAUGUUAGAACAAGAAUCGUGAUGUUAUGGAUGUUGUCUAAUUUAGUUAUGUGUAUGAUUGUUACACAGGUGUAUGCUGCAGAUGAGAUCUCCAAUAACAAAUAUUUGGCAUUUGUGUUGUGGAGUGUUGCUGCUUUGGCAUUAUUUAGAUCUUUCUUUUCUAUGACCUUUUUAUUUUUACAAUAUCUACGGAUGAUCAUCAGUUAUAAGCACAAAUUGGAAAGAAAUGGUUCAUGGAGGAUACCAAAAUUAUCAUUAUCUAACCCUUUCAAGGGUAAACAGUAA
This is a messenger RNA of Saccharomycodes ludwigii, 3168 nucleotides long. RefSeq names its product chitin synthase CHS2 (gene CHS2). The record is from RefSeq and is a predicted model, not a curated record. Lineage: Eukaryota; Fungi; Ascomycota; Saccharomycetes; Saccharomycodales; Saccharomycodaceae. Bases 1 to 3168 code for a protein of 1055 amino acids. Gene Ontology annotation, molecular function: chitin synthase activity. The transcript has a single exon. Gene Ontology annotation, cellular component: cell septum; cell periphery.